Ostrinia furnacalis (Asian corn borer) is the source of this 2565-nucleotide messenger RNA. RefSeq names its product centrosome-associated protein CEP250. The record is from RefSeq and is a predicted model, not a curated record. The coding region runs from base 33 to 2537 and encodes 834 amino acids. NCBI's taxonomy places the organism in Eukaryota, Metazoa, Arthropoda, Insecta, Lepidoptera, Crambidae. The transcript has 19 exons.
AAUUUUAUAAAAAAUACCAAAAAUAUAACAUAAUGUUACGUGCUGCAAUACCGCCUCUACCUCCGUCACUGGACAUGAACGCCAGCAUGAAAAAGCGCGGGCCCCGGCCCUCGCUUAGUAAGCGGGCACACUCCAGCAGCCCAGUCGCACCACGUGCUAGAAGUCCUGUCCAAAUAAAGAAGCCUGGUUUAGAAAGACGAUGCCAAAGUUUGUCACCGUCAAGUCAAGCGUCAAGAAAGUCGAUGCUGCGACCUGCGUUUGCACCGACGAGUGCAUCUGCUCCCGAGACCGCCAACAAUACGAAUCCUACAAAUUCACAACCGGAAUCCGACGAAAAAGAACCCGUGUUACCGCAAUGCCUUAUAACAAAAAUGUUAAGAAACUUGGCAACGAAAAAAAGAGAGUUUAUUAAAUUGAGAAAAAGUGUCAUUUUACAGCAAAAUUCUUUGCUAGAACAUUUCGCUGCUCUAAAAGAGUUAGAAUCAAGAGCUGGUGUCACCAAUGAAGAAGGAUUGGGUGAUGUGAGGAUCCUGUCGGUCUCGGGCUGGCCUGCUCACGACCUCCUGCUGCUCGUUCGUGAUGACCUGGCGACACCAUUAAGCGGGGAGAUUAAUGGCCUUUUCGGGCCCCAAGUUCUACAGCAGCUCCAUGCUCAGCUGAACCCGAUUCCUGAGGAGGUGCUUGGAAUGGGAGCCGAGAUCAUGGCACGACGUAUCGAACUCCUCAAUCUUCUUCGAGGGAAGCACAGGACAGAUCGAGCUACGUAUCUCACUAAUUUAGAGUGGAAAACGAAAAAUACUGAAUUUGACCACGAAACAGAAAAAUUGCAUAGAAUGGUUGCAGGUACAGCAGAGAACCUAAAAGCUAAAAUAAAUUAUUCUUUGGAACUAGCAAGAGUCCCUUGGUUAGAUCGUGAUUCGAUGAUCAGAAAAGUUGAACGUGUGCAAAAAGAAAAUAUGAUACUGCAACAUAAAAUUGAGGAAAUGACAAAGGAAAAACCCGAUGAUAGUAAAGAUGCAAACGGACAUGAUACAACGCCAACAUAUCAGGCGUUAUUCGAAGAGCUGACGAAAGAGCGAGCAGCCCGCGAAGCCCUGAAGGAGGUGGUGUCUGCGGCGGAGAGCAUGCUGCGGGUGGCGCGCGCGCGCAUAGCGACGCUGGAGCGGCAGCUCAAGGACACGCGCGCCGAGCUCGACGCCGCGCGCCGCAAGCACAAAGACCUCGAGCAACUCGUAAACAGACUCGCACUCGAACAUUCACAUAAGACAUAUCGCCAUCGUGAAACGAGUUACGAUGCACGAUCUAAAAAGCUGCUUGAAGUGUCCAAAACUGGGGAAAUUACAAUUGAAGCUUUGUCUCGACAACGUGACGCUCUUGAACUCAGGGUAAAGGAACUUCGCGAACAAGCAGAGAUGGCAGAAAGAGCGGCCGAAUUCCGUGAGGCCGAACAGCGGGCGAGAGCUGAUUCGCUUCAGGCGAAGGUAGCAGAACAGUUUUUUCAGGAGAAAUGUAAAGAGGUUGCUGAAGAUAAAGUGGGUGAGCUUGAAGCGCGGGUUAAGGAAUUGGAAGAACAACUUUCAGCCUUACGAGAACGAUCGGUGAGACUGGUUGACAUGGAGCGCAGAAGGUGCCUUGAAUAUGUUCCAUCAAAAGAAAAUGAGCCAUCUGACAGAGAAACGGAGAUAUGGAAGGAGCUUCAAGUUACGAGAGUUGCGCUGUCCCGAGCAGAAGAGGAACUACGCCAAAGUCGAGCUGACAAAGACAGUUUUCUAAACUCUCUAUCGAGAAUUGCGCAAGGAGAAGGCACGGAUAACUUACAAGAUAAGAUGGCUACGGAAUUGUUAGACAGGGAACAAAAAGUUGUCAAAUUGCAACAUAUCAUAGAAGAACAACGAGAAAAUGAAAAACUAAUGGAACAAACUAUGACUCAGUAUGAGAAUCAAUUAGCGGCGCUGCGCCUUGAAGUGAAACGAUUAAGAAAUUACGACUGUUAUGCCAAAGAAGUCCAGUAUCAAGAAUUGCAGACUGAGCUGCUAGAGAUGCACAUGCAAGUGGAGACGUUGUCGCGUGAGCGCACGGCGCUGGUGACCGCAGCAGCGUCGCGCGCGCUCAUGCUGGAACGUCACGAGCGUGCAGCUGAACUUUUCGCGCGAAUGACACGCGCGCGUCGAGACCUCGCCGCCCUCCUAGAUGGACGGACAGAACCGCCUCCUAUAGAGGAGGCAGCGCAUGCAGAGGUGUCCAGAUCUCUGUCAUCUGUGUGCGCGAACGCAGCGGACACAUGGACAGCGUUGCGAGCUGAGCGCGCACGCGUUUUACGCCUGGAAAGCGCCGUGCUGGCUCAGAGCCUACAGCUGGAGCGCGAGGGCCGCGUGCGCACACAGCUGGAGCGCCGCCGUGCUAUGCUGGAACGAGACCUGUUGCGCGCUCAACACGCCGCCUCCUCCGAACACUCCACAAUGGGCAAGAAUCCAAGUUUGAUUCCGGACAUUUUUUGGCAUAAACAAGAGAAGAUGACAGCAUUUAUGUAUUAUUAAUAACAAAACAAUAGAAACCUGUUUGUCA